Gavia stellata (red-throated loon) is the source of this 3032-nucleotide messenger RNA. It is a transcript of the gene NCOA7, whose product is annotated as nuclear receptor coactivator 7. Gene Ontology annotation, biological process: regulation of transcription by RNA polymerase II; response to oxidative stress. The coding region runs from base 289 to 2817 and encodes 842 amino acids. The record is from RefSeq and is a predicted model, not a curated record. Gene Ontology annotation, cellular component: nucleus. The transcript has 14 exons. NCBI's taxonomy places the organism in Eukaryota, Metazoa, Chordata, Aves, Gaviiformes, Gaviidae.
AAGAAAAGGCAAGCCAAACAAAACACUGAGAUUGUCUCUGCCAGUUCCCCUGGAUCUCCUGUUUCCAAAACACCUUCUGAGAAAGAUGAUGAAAGUAAAGUUAUUUUGGAGCAAAUCAGUUCCUCUGAAGACAACUGUAAAUUUGCUGGGGAAAAGGAAACUGCUCCAGACAAAGAAAAGAAAAAGAAAAAAUACAAUCAACUGAAAGACAUCAGACGCACAGAACUUAAAAGAUACUAUAGUACUGAUGACAAUCAAAACAAAACCAAUGAAAAGAAAGAGAAAAAAAUGGUUUCUCAGAAACCUCAUGGUACCAUAGAAUAUACUGCUGGAAAUCAGGACACCAUAAACAGCAUAGCAUUAAAGUUUAACAUCACUCCAAACAAGCUUGUGGAGCUCAAUAAGCUUUUCACACAGACGAUUGUGCCAGGCCAGAUUCUCUUUGUGCCAGAAACAAGCGCUGUGAGGCUGUCUUCUUUCAGUCCUGUUGUGCCUGUUUCUCCUUCAUCAUCAGAUGCUGAAUAUGAUAAACUCCCUGAUGCUGAUUUGGCAAGAAAAGCAUUCAAACCAGUUGAGAGAGUCCUGUCCUCUACUUCAGAAGAGGAUGAGCCUGUGGUUGUCAAAUUUUUAAAAAUGAAUUGUCGUUACUUCACAGAUGGUAAGGGUGUAGUGGGAGGAGUCAUGAUAGUAACUCCAAACAAUAUCAUGUUUGACCCACAUAAGUCUGAUCCUCUGGUUAUUGAGAAUGGCUGUGAAGAAUAUGGGCUCAUCUGCCCCAUGGAGGAGGUUGUCUCAAUAGCACUCUACAAUGACAUCUCUCACAUGAAGAUUAAAGACGCGUUGCCAUCUGACAUACCAAAGGAUCUUUGUCCUCUGUACAGGCCAGGAGAAUGGGAAGACCUGUCCUCUGAGAAAGAUAUCAAUCCUUUCAGCAAAUUCAAAUCCCUUAGCAAGGAAAAGAGGCAGCAGAAUGGGGAUCCAUCCAUUGCUCUGGAUGCCAGACAGAUAAAGCCUUCAGAUAAGGAAAAGUCUGCUGAUUUUGAAGUUCUUCAGUCAUCUGAGAGUACAGGCUCAAUCAAGUCAAAGUCAGUGGAGUUUCCCAACAACAUCACUGCCACUGAACAUUUAGAAAAGUUUGCUGUGGAUCCAUGUGCCAAGGAGCCCUCUGGGGAAAAAAAUGAUUCAGACAUCAAAACCAAAGAAAAAUCCCUUUUGGGAGAAGGGGAGGAUGACUUCAUUGAGCUGGAAAAGACGUCAUCUCAUAUGGAUAGAGGGUUGGACAGGAAAACCUCAGUAAUGGAAGGCUUGCUGGCUCACCCCAGGGAGUUGGGGAGAACUAAGCAGCAGGUAACCAAACCCACUACAGAAGUCCAGGAGCACUUGACAGUUGAUUCCUUGGAAAAAAAGGACAGUGUUGAACCUAAAGCUGACUUAGACUUAGAGCUGUGUGAAAAGCAAGAUGUUAUUCCAGAAGUAAACAAAUGUAUCAGUUCCCCGACAGGUAAGGUGGAGACUGCACUGGACACUAAGAAAGAGCUAGAGAAAGAUAAACUUAUUGAAUUUUACCUCAAUAAAGAUGGGAAUGGGUCUCAGUCAUCUGAAGACUUACACAAGGCUGAAAUCCAGAAAGGUGAAAACAAUAAAGCAAUUGGCAUAGACCUUACACUUAGCUGUUCAAAGUCCCACGCUAAUGAAGUCCAUACAGUUAAAAGUAUGGAGCUUGAUUCCUGCUGUGUUGAAAGAAAGGCACCUUCAUUAGAAAUCAGCUCAGCAGCAGCAGAGGAAAAGGAUCUGAAAGAGUCUGUGGGCUCUUCAUUAGUACCAGCUGUAGACAAGACCUGUCAAGAAACACAGUUAGACAAUCAAUCAGAAAUCAGACUGUGGCUGCUGCAGAAAAUUCAAGUGCCAAUUGAAGAUAUGCUUCCUUCAAAAGAGGAGAAGAGCAAGACUCCUCCAAUGUUUCUGUGCAUUAAAGUAGGCAAGCCCAUGAGAAAGUCCUUUGCGUCUCAGAGCACCACCAUGUCUCAACAGUACAGUAAAAAGAUAAAGCAACCAGAGUACUGGUUUGCUGUUCCUCGGGAAAGGGUGGAUCACUUGUACACAUUUUUUGUUCAGUGGUCACCAGAAAUAUAUGGGAAGGAUGCCAAAGAGCAAGGUUUUGUCGUGGUAGAAAAGGAGGAGCUUGACAUGAUAGACAACUUCUUCAGUGAGCCCACUACUAAAAGCUGGGAGAUCAUUACUGUGGAAGAAGCAAAACGACGAAAGAGCGUUUGCAGUUACUAUGAAGAUGAUGAUGAUGAUACUUUGCCUGUCUUAAAGCAUCACAGCGCCCUCCUGGAGAAUAUGCACAUAGAGCAGCUUGCCCGGCGCUUGCCUGCACGAGUGCAGGGAUAUCCAUGGCGGCUUGCAUACAGUACACUGGAGCAUGGGACUAGCCUGAAGACUCUGUACCGUAAAUCAUCGUCUCUCGACAGUCCGGUUCUCCUCGUCAUCAAGGAUAUGGACAACCAGAUAUUUGGAGCGUAUGCUACGCAUCCCUUCAGGUUUAGUGACCAUUACUAUGGCACUGGUGAAACAUUCCUCUACACAUUCAGUCCAAAUUUCAAGGUAUUCAAAUGGAGUGGAGAGAACACCUACUUCAUCAAUGGAGACACCAGCUCUCUAGAGCUCGGAGGGGGAGGUGGCCGGUUUGGCUUAUGGUUAGAUGCAGAUUUGUAUCAUGGGCGAAGCAACUCCUGCAGCACCUUCAAUAAUGACAUCUUAUCUAAAAAAGAAGAUUUCAUAAUACAAGACGUAGAAGUAUGGACAUUUGAAUGAAAUACUGACUGCCUUAAGGACCGGAUCCAUUAGGCACUUAAACGCUAACUAGAAGGUGCAGGCUGCCUCACAAUGUUACACGCUUUUUCCUCAAGUUUGUACCAGAGCAUGACUACGCAAAAAAACCCAAACAACCAACCCAAGAAAAAACAGAGCUGGUUUUGAGAGGCAGUAAGAGACAGAACAGAACAGCAGGAGAUCAGUCUGAAGUGAUU